This is a messenger RNA of Neogale vison (American mink), 3800 nucleotides long. It is a transcript of the gene TMED5, whose product is annotated as transmembrane p24 trafficking protein 5. The record is from RefSeq and is a predicted model, not a curated record. The transcript has 4 exons. Lineage: Eukaryota; Metazoa; Chordata; Mammalia; Carnivora; Mustelidae. The coding region runs from base 266 to 955 and encodes 229 amino acids. Gene Ontology annotation, biological process: intracellular protein transport; endoplasmic reticulum to Golgi vesicle-mediated transport; Golgi organization. Gene Ontology annotation, cellular component: COPII-coated ER to Golgi transport vesicle; endoplasmic reticulum-Golgi intermediate compartment; endoplasmic reticulum.
CGCGCUCACGCCGGGCCUGAGCGGGGAUGACACCGAGAAGGGUGCGGAAAAGACUGGUGGCCCCGCCCCUCGGUCCCUACCCUUCGGAGGCCGGGGUUUCCCGCUCUGAGGGAUCUUGUGCCGCCGCCGCGGCCGCCACCUGGGGUUUUUUUCAGACGCGGGGUUUCCCUGCCAGCCACAAGGAGUCCAGGGAGGAAAAACGGAGCCUAGGUGCCAAUAACCCAUACCUCCCGCGUCUCUUCAGCCCGAGAUCGCCCCGGCAGGGAUGGGCGACAAGAUCUGGCUACCCUGCCCGGUGCUCCUCCUGGCCACUGUCUUCUCAGUGCUGCUGCCGGGGGCGGCCGGCUUCACGCCCUCCUUAGACAGCGACUUCACGUUUACCCUUCCGGCCGGCCAAAAGGAGUGUUUCUACCAGCCCAUGCCCCUGAAGGCCUCUCUGGAGAUUGAGUACCAAGUUUUAGAUGGAGCAGGAUUAGAUAUUGACUUCCAUCUUGCCUCUCCAGAAGGAAGAACCUUAGUUUUUGAACAAAGAAAAUCAGAUGGAGUUCACACGAUAGAGACUGAAGAUGGUGACUACAUGUUCUGCUUUGAUAAUACAUUCAGCACCAUUUCUGAGAAGGUGAUUUUCUUUGAAUUAAUCCUGGAUAAUAUGGGAGAACAGGAGCAAGAACAAGAGGACUGGAAGAAAUAUAUUACUGGCACAGACAUGUUGGACAUGAAAUUGGAAGACAUCCUGGAAUCCAUCAACAGUAUCAAGGCCAGACUAAGCAAAAGUGGUCAUAUCCAGACUCUGCUUAGAGCAUUUGAAGCUCGUGAUCGAAACAUACAAGAAAGCAACUUUGAUAGAGUCAAUUUCUGGUCUAUGGUUAACUUAGUGGUAAUGGUGGUAGUGUCAGCCAUUCAAGUUUACAUGCUAAAGAGUCUAUUUGAAGAUAAGAGGAAAAGUAGAACUUAAAAUUUUAAACUAGAGUACUUAAUACUGAAAAAAAAAAGGCGGAGAAAUGCAAUACACUGUUAUAAUCAAGACCAUUAAUAGUCUUUUUAAAAAAUGUUUUCAGGCAUUACCACAAGUGUGAAAUGAGUAUAAUUUUAAGGUGAAAGGAGUCUUCACUUUCAUCUGUGCAAGUAAUCUUAUUGCUUCACUUGUACUUAAGGGUAUAGCAGAAAUAUUUCAGAAUGUAGGUAUAAUUGAAUGAAGCCAUAUUAAUCAGCAUUUUCCUGAGUCUGAAAAAAUUUGGCAAAUGUCAUAGGUGAUUUAAAUAAAUGAACUUUUGGGCUAAAUGCAACACCAAACAUUGUUUUUAAAAGACUGUCUUAUCUAGAAGUUUCUUUGUACAUGUGGCAAUUACAAAUUAGAAGUUUUCAGUAUAUUGAAGUUUCUUUGUAAAUGUAGCAAUUAUAAAUUAAAUGUAUAAUUUUUCAGUAUAUUAAAUUAUAAAUCAUCUGAGAAUUACCUAAUCAUGAAUUGGAUAUAUCUUUAGAAAACAAAAACUCAACUUUUCUUUUUAUAUAUGUAUCUCUCCUAUAAUGUAAACAGAAGCAUAGCUGUGAAAAACAGAUUUGUGAGUUUUUUUAUAACCAAAUAUAUUUGAAUUUAAAUAUUAGCAAAAGUAUUAUAUACUUAGCUUAUAUUCCCCAAGGCCAACAUCUUGAUAAUUCUUAAAAAUGCUCAGUCAUUAUGAAAAUUGGAACAAAUUUUCUCUUUUGAAAUGAAGUAGCUCUAUAAGGAGCUACUCCAUAAGGAGUCUCCAUAAGGACACAUUUUGUCUAGUCCUUAGCUAAGAUCUAGAAUUUUGAAACUAAAUGUGAGGGAAAAUAAUUUUAUUUUUAUAUUAUCUAUCAACAGUGUUAUGUUAGUUUUAACAUGACUACUGACUUGGAUAAUACAUUAUUAUCAACAGUUGUGAAGGAAAUAUUGCUUGAAAAUCUAGGCCUUAAAUAAAUAUCUCCUUUUCUGAGUUCUCAAAAUCAACAACAAUCAAGAAGAAUUUAGGUAAGCUUGAGAACAUCUGAUCAAAAUUAAGUUCACUUUAUUCGAACCAUUUCAGAUCAUAAAUUAUUUAAUAUUUGUUUUUCUAAUAAAUCCUUACAUAUUUUUUUUAAUUCACUUAAAUAAACUCUAAGUAUCUGGAAUCUGAUUGAUUAAUCAUAAAGACCCAAUCCUAGUAUCAAUCAUGAGACUAAAUCCCAGAUAACUGAAGAAACUAUACUUGGCUAGGGUUUUAUUUUUCUAUAGUUGUUUUAUUCUGUUUUGAAUUGUCUUUUGUAAGUAUUCAGGUACAUUUUAUGAAACAAACUCUACUGUAAGGUAUAGCACUGGGUACAUACAAUUGUUAUAACUUUCAUUAAAUGAACUUUUUGAUCACUUUAUUUAUUGGCAUUCAAGUAAGGAUUUGAAAGCCCACAGAAUCCCAAAUUUAAAGUCAGUAUGUGAAUAACUAUGUAAAUCUCUGCCAUCCGUGCUUAUUGCAAUCUGAGCAUUACUCAAAUACUAGUAAUUUAGCUACAUCAUGAAUUAAAUAGAACUUUUAGGUUAUACCCAUUUGUAAUAUUAAGACAAAUAGGCGUUAGAAACAAUCAACGUUAAAAAUUUGAGUAUAGAACCUCUCUGUAUAUUACUACUGCUGGAAUUCUUAAUAAGCAAUGAUCUUGAGAGAAUGGUUUUGGUUGUUAAUUUACAGUCAGAAUGGUACAAAGGAGAUUUAUUUCCCUCCUUUUUACACCCUUGGGAGGAUGAAAAGGUUAGCUGUCUCUGCUAUGAAGCUUUUUAAAAAUGAGGUAAAUGCCAUAUACAAUUGAUUACCUUAACUGGCCAAGAAAAUGUUUUUUUAAGUGUCCAGGAGUAGUGCCUACAAUACAUGCAAAACAAGGGCCAACAAUCACUUAUGAAGAGACCUCUCUGUCCCCCUUCUGUUAAACUUAUAAUGAGAAGCAACCUUACCAUACUAUAAUAAAACAGUACAGAUAGAAACUACUGCAUCUUUUCUAUAAAACUGUGAUUAAGAAUUCUACCUCUGGCUGGUUACUGUACUGUACUGAUUCCUUGUCUAACAAUGCAUUUGUUAAAUUAUCUAUGAUAAUUUGUGCCACUGAUUUAAACUAUGAUUCAGUGUAAUCUCUUAUCUUAUAAUGGCCUUAUCUGGAAACAAAGAACUUAGGAAUAUUGAGGACAAUUUUAUUUUUAUAGGCACAAAAUGAAGAGUGGGUUUAAGAAGGAUGUUACUUGUAUUAACCAAAAAAGUAUAAUUAGCAAAUAAAUAAAUAUUUCUAAAGGCAUAUAGCUUAUCUGCUUUAUGGUUUUUUAAAUGUCAAUAUUGAGUUUUGAAAUUAAAAUUAAGCAACUUACCACUUAAUGUCUGAGUUUGUCUUCAGUUUUUAGUUAAACUCUUAAAAAUACAAUAUUUAAGGCCUAGAGUUUAUUCUUAUUUGCAUUUGGGUCAUUAAUGGUGUGUCAUUCUUUCAUGUGAAUGUCAAGGUUAGAAGGUAAGUGAAUGUCAAGGUAUAGAAGGUAAUUAAGUUGUUGAAGUAGCAUGGAAAUAAAUUAUAAAUUGAAAUGUAAUUUUAUGUUAAGUAUGUUUACUCUUCUUCAGUAUUGUUAUUAUGUCUUAAAAUUAACAAAAAUUGAGUACCUACAAUUGUAAGCCUCCCCAAAUAAUUCUUUAAACUUUUAAAAGAUUCAGCAUGUAGUAACUUCAUCUUCAUACACAAUCAAUGUUUAUAAAAUUGAUUUAUAGUUGUGAAUAGCCAUAUUAAAUGAGCAGUGAAUACCGUUCUGAAUAAAAAUUACAAAGAAAAUCUUA